Messenger RNA from Abrus precatorius (Indian licorice), 1858 nucleotides. RefSeq lists its product as uncharacterized. The transcript is spliced from 3 exons. The coding region runs from base 125 to 1858 and encodes 577 amino acids. NCBI's taxonomy places the organism in Eukaryota, Viridiplantae, Streptophyta, Magnoliopsida, Fabales, Fabaceae. Gene Ontology annotation, molecular function: protein kinase activity; ATP binding. The record is from RefSeq and is a predicted model, not a curated record. Gene Ontology annotation, biological process: protein phosphorylation.
AGAACAAAAACAUGGACACACACACAAAUCCAAAUCCAAAACCACCAUCACCCAUCACCUGAAUCUCCUUUCACUCCUCAAACCGGUUCUUCCACUCGCAUUCGGUUCUUUUUUCCGAACCGGAAUGGCCGGAGCGUUGGAGUGCUGGUCGAGCCGCGGCAACGGCGACGAAGACAUGGUGGAGCAAGUCCUCAUGCGAAAACCACAAGACCCAACAACACCUCAACCCCCCAAAGACUCUUCCAUCGUCCACAAGAAGUUUCAGAAGCUCACGCGCAAUGUUUCCGAAGCCAUUGCGUCACUUAAGAACUCUCUCAACAUUAACGUUAGUUUUGAAUCUUCCAAACCCGAUACUUCUCGUAACCUUGUUUGGGGAACCGUUGUUCGUAACCUCACUCAGCUUUACCCUGGUAGCCAACUUCCCGAGAAGCUCGUUUGCAACGUUCGCAAGCACUACGAUUCCUUGCCUCUCAGUUAUUCUCAAGCGGGUUUUGAUGUGAAAGAUGUGUUUCUUCACAUAAAGUUGAUGGAACAAGCUUUGGAAGAUGAGCAGGCUGCGAUUUUGAUUCAAGAGGAGGGUGACGGUGAGAUUCAGCUUCAGGGGACUUUGUUCAAGUUGACAUUUGCUUGCAACUCUCCAAUUUCGUGGCCUGCAAUGUCAGCUGUGUUGGAUAGUUACUCCAUCUGCUGCAAAAAGAUUCAGAUCUUUGAGAAGAAAGGUUUCACCCUUGGCAUUGUUCUUCUUCUUGUUCUAUCUGGGACUGGGCAAGAAAAGUUGGUUAGGACCCGGGUUGAAAGUGCUCUCAAGAUUGCCAUGAAGAGGCCCAAAGCCAGUGCUGUGAAGCUUCCGUUCGGGCUUUGUGGAUGUCAAGAGGAGAACUCCAGUGGUAGAGAACUUGGAGAGAUUGAAGAAGAUGUUGGUGAUACAUACUGUGGAAACAUGUUUGAGAAUUUGAGCCAAAAGAUUCAGCUUCAGAUGCCCUUGCCUAGUUCAUCUUUUCUUGUAUCGGUAGAUGAAUGGCAGACUAUUCAGUCAGGUGGGGAUGAGAUCGAAAAGUGGUUGUUGGACUCGGAUAGUCUUGAGUUUUCAGAACAGAUUGGACCAAAUUCAUUUAAGGGGACCUACAUGGGGAAAAGGGUUGGCAUUGAGAAGCUUAAAGGGUGUGAGAAAGGGAACUCUUAUGAGUUUGAGCUCAAGAAAGAUCUGCUAGCACUGAUGACUUGUGGGCAUAAAAAUAUUUUGCAGUUUUGUGGUGUUUGCGUAGAUGACAAUCAUGGGUUAUGUGUAGUGACGAAAUUCAUGGAAGGCGGAUCUGUUCAUGACUUAAUGUCAAAGAACAAGAAGGUUCCAAGUAAGGAUAUCGUAAGAAUUGCAGUUGAUGUGGCCGAGGGCAUCAAAUUUAUGAAUGAUCAUGGUGUUGCAUACCGAGACCUUAAUAUACAGAGGGUUUUGUUGGAUAAUCAUGGGAAUGCUUGCUUGGGCGAUAUGGGUAUAGUCACUGCCUGCAAGAGUGUUGGAGAGGCAAUGGACUACGAAACUGAUGGUUAUCGGUGGCUUGCUCCAGAGAUAAUUGCCGGCGAUCCAGAGAGUGUCACAGAGACAUGGAUGAGUAAUGUUUAUAGUUUUGGCAUGGUAAUUUGGGAGAUGGUAACUGGUGAGGCAGCAUACUCUGCUUAUUCACCUGUGCAAGCAGCAGUUGGCAUUGCUGCUUGUGGCCUUAGACCUGAGAUCCCAAAGGACUGUCCUCAAACUCUUAAGUCUCUUAUGACAAAGUGUUGGAACAACACCCCUUCAAAACGUCCUCAGUUCUCUGAAAUUUUGGCAAUAUUGCUGCGACCAAACAACAACAGUAGGUAA